Molecule: messenger RNA, 1439 nt
Organism: Trichogramma pretiosum
Lineage: Eukaryota; Metazoa; Arthropoda; Insecta; Hymenoptera; Trichogrammatidae
Product: UDP-GlcNAc:betaGal beta-1,3-N-acetylglucosaminyltransferase-like protein 1
Exons: 8
Coding region: 200-1177 (325 amino acids)
Source: RefSeq, a predicted model, not a curated record
UUGUAGCAGAUGUCAUCAAAUAGUGUACUCAAUGAGAGUAUAAUUAUGCUCUCCAGGUAUACUGAAAUCUUUCCAUAAACCAUAUUAGACAUGGUUGAAUUUUUGAUAAGGAGUGUACAUUAAACUUGAUGGUCUAUUAAUAGAUUAUCUUUUGUUUCUGUGAUCAUGAAAUACUCCCAUGGAUUGACGAGAUUUGAAAAUGUACAAACCAACAGUGUCAAUAAUUAUACCAAUCUAUAAUGGAGAAAAUUGGAUUGAUUCCUGCUUCAAUUCUAUUAUUAAUCAGACCGUUGUAUCAUUGAUUAAUCUGGAAAUAGCAGUAUGCGAUGAUGCAAGCACCGACAAAACAUUGAGCAAUCUAGAAAGUUGGGGAAAAAAAUUGAAAAAAUUGUCUAUACCACUGAAAGUAUUUAAAAAUCUCUCAGGCAAACCCAAAGGAGUCGGUUAUGCAAAAAAUAGAGCAAUUGAAAUUUCAACUGGAACAUACUUAUGUUUUCAAGAUGUUGAUGAUACUAUGCAUCCACAAAGAAUUCAAGUUCAGUAUGAGUUAGCGAAGAGAAAUAAAAGUGCAAUAGUUGGUGGAAGAUUUAAGAGGGUACCAGAAAACUCUACAGAAAGAUUUUCUCGAUGGGCAAAUAAUUUAAGCUCAGAACAGUUAAGGCUUCAAAUUUAUACUUCUCAUGGACCAACUGUAAUAAUGCCAACAUGGUUUUGUCACAGAAAUGUUUUUUUAAAUGUGGUUGGAGGUUUUUGUGAGAAUGGACAAGGAACACCAGAAGACUUGCUAUUUUUCUAUUCACAUUUAGAUAACAAAGGAGAAGUUCUGAGAACUGAUGAAGUGGUUUUGAACUAUACAUAUCAUCCUGAAGCAACAACAUUUUCUAUAAAACAGGAAACAAUAUUUAAAAUAAGACUGAGUAGAUUAAUUAAUCAAGUCUUGUGUGAAUGGUCUAAUUUUACAAUUUGGAAUGCUGGUAAACAAGGAAGACAUUUUUAUCGAGCAUUAAAUAAUGAUUUGCAAAACAAAGUUACAGCACUAUGUGACAUUGAUGAAAAAAAAAUUGGACAAAAAUAUGCACCUUAUGAUUCUCACCAAAGAAAAGUUAUAAAUUCUAUUCCUAUUAUACAUUUUUCGGAAGCAGUGCCUCCAUUUGUUAUUUGUGUUAAAUUAGUAUGAAUUUUGGUUUACUAUUACACAGUUAUUUAAUUUACAUAAAUUUAAAAAUCUCUCAUUUUUAGGAUAUGACUAAUGGAAAAUUUGAAGAAAAUCUCAAGUCCUUAGAUUUAAAAGAAGGAACAGAUUACAUACUUUUUAAUUAAAAGUAUAAAAUGUUAGUAUUUGACUGUAAAUUUAUAUUUUACACUUAAAAAUUGUUAAAAAACAGAUUUUUAUGAUGAAAAGAUGCUUAAAAGCAGAAUAAACUUUAAAGUUCUAAAGA